This is a messenger RNA of Lachnellula hyalina, 879 nucleotides long. Its product is annotated as Protein RTA1. The transcript has 4 exons. Lineage: Eukaryota; Fungi; Ascomycota; Leotiomycetes; Helotiales; Lachnaceae. The record is from RefSeq and is a predicted model, not a curated record. Gene Ontology annotation, cellular component: membrane. The annotation marks the transcript as partial.
UUUUCUAUUGUAUAUUCUCCAGCACUCCAACCCUCCAUCAUGACAUCCUCUGACCCCAAUGCUUUCGUUUUCUACAGAUAUCAUCCUUCUCUCAUAGCUGCAGCUAUAUUCGUUGCCUGCUUUGCUAUUACCACACUUCUCCAUAUCUCCCAAGCUGCGAGGGCUCGAACAUACUACUUCAUUCCAUUGAUCAUCGGAGGCUUGCUUGAAUGCAUAGGAUAUGUCGGGCGAGCACUUGCUCACAACGAUGAAACCGACAUGUCCAUAUUUAUCAUGCAAACAUUGACGAUCCUUGUCGCACCAGCCCUCUUCGCGGCAUCCAUAUACAUGAUUCUAGGUCGUAUUGUCCUUGCGACACGAGGCGAAAGUGUAGCUCCCAUUCGAGCUAGCAGGUUGACCAAGAUUUUUGUCUGCGGUGACGUGGUUGCAUUUCUUGUGCAAGCAGGAGGGGGAGGAUUGAUGGCUCAACAGAAGACCCAAAACAGCGGAAAGUUCAUUGUCCUCGGCGGUCUCUUCAUUCAAAUUAUCUUCUUCGGAAUAUUUGUCAUAACAAGCAGCAUCUUCCACAAACGACUCGCUGGAUCGCCGACGCAAGAGUCUCUGGCUGUCCCUUGGCAGAAAUAUAUGUUUGCUCUGUACUCUGCAAGCCUUUUGAUCUUGAUCAGAUCCGUGUUUCGUGUGAUCGAGUUUGCGGGAGGGAAUACGGGGCCAUUGGAAUCUAGUGAGGUCUACUUGUACGUUUUCGACGCCAUACUUAUGCUUGGGGUCAUGGUUGGUUUUAAUAUUGUUCAUCCUGGGGCUAUCAUUGGAAGGAAGGCUCAGAAAGACAAUAUUUUGUUGAGUGAUAGGGAAAGUGGAAGAGGCGGACCAAACUACUAG